Chaetura pelagica (chimney swift) is the source of this 759-nucleotide messenger RNA. RefSeq names its product ATP synthase, H+ transporting, mitochondrial Fo complex, subunit B1 (gene ATP5PB). Gene Ontology annotation, biological process: proton motive force-driven ATP synthesis. Lineage: Eukaryota; Metazoa; Chordata; Aves; Apodiformes; Apodidae. Gene Ontology annotation, molecular function: proton transmembrane transporter activity. The transcript is spliced from 6 exons. The record is from RefSeq and is a predicted model, not a curated record. Bases 1 to 759 code for a protein of 252 amino acids.
AUGUUUUGGGGUUGUACCCGGGGGGGAGGGAGGAAAAAUAAAUUGAAUGGAAACUUUCUCGUUGCUCUCAGCGUGCUGCAUGCCAGGAGACCCCUGCACACAGCCCAGCAGUGCUUGGCUCCUGUGCCACCUCUGCCUGAGAAGGGAGGAGAAGUACGUCAUGGUCUGAUCCCUGAGGAGUUUUUUCAGUUUCUCUAUCCUAAAACAGGAGUUACAGGGCCUUACAUGUUGGGCACUGGACUCCUGCUGUAUCUUCUCUCUAAGGAAAUCUAUGUCAUUAACCACGAGACAGUUGCAUCUUUCUGCAUAUUGUCAGUCAUUAUUUAUGGUGUAAAAAAGUUUGGGGCUGAUGUAGCAGCUUUUGCUGACAAACUUAAUGAGGAAAAAGUUGCUAAGGCUUUAGCUGUGAAAAACGAGGCCAUUAAGGACCUGGAGACAGCCAUUGAGCAGGAGAAGAAGGAGCAGUGGAGGGUCGAGGGCCGCUCCUACCUCUUCGAUGCCAAGCGGAACAACAUUGCCAUGCUGCUGGAGGCCAACUACCGGGAGCGGCUGCUGACCGUGUACAACGAGGUGAAGAAGAGGCUGGACUACCAGGUGGCCAUGCAGAACCUGAAGCGCCAGAGGGAGCAGGACCACAUGAUCCAGUGGGUGGAGAAGAGUGUUGUUCAGAGCAUCACACCUCAGCAGCAGAAGGAAAGCAUUGCCAAGUGCAUCCUGGACCUGAAGGCGCUAUCCAAGAGCGCACAGGCAACAGCGUGA